Ceutorhynchus assimilis (cabbage seed weevil) is the source of this 801-nucleotide messenger RNA. NCBI's taxonomy places the organism in Eukaryota, Metazoa, Arthropoda, Insecta, Coleoptera, Curculionidae. The record is from the annotation of a GenBank genome assembly.
UGCAUGGUCUCUGAGGCGAUUUUGCAAAAGAAAAGAAAUUUGGUUGCAGUCAGUUAUUUGUUAAUUAGUGCUGGAAGGAAAUAUGGUAGAAGUGAAAUUUAUUAACAUAUUAUGGAUGCUGUGGAUAGUUACUGGAUCGACAUUCUCCCAGUCGCAAUCCAGAAGAUUCAACCCUACAAUUAUCCAAGAUUCCAGGAUCGAACCAACAAGUGAUGGUACUUUUGGUUUCCAAUAUAGAACAGAGGAUGGUAUUAGUCAUGCCGCUCAAGGAGAUCCUUCAGGUUAUAUACAUGGGAGUUAUUCUUAUAAAGAUCCUACAGGACUUAAAGUAAAUUUCAAUUAUUUUGCUGGUACUAGAAAUGUGAAUUCAGCUACUCAGAAUGUUCCCGAGUCUCCUCCGGAACCUCAACAACAGUACUACAGUGAACCAGAACCUUAUCAACCAGCUCAAGAGGAAUACAUACCUAGAACUAGACCACCGAGUUCUUACCCAAGACCACAAUACCAAUCAGCUUACGAAACAAGAUAUACUUCAUCUAGAUUAAAUGAAGUUAACAAUGACUAUCAAUAUGGGGGAUAAUUUGAAUUUGAUUUAAAGAAAAAUUGUGUGGAAAAUAAAACAUUUUUUGCUUUUCUAUAAUUGCUUAAUAAUUCUACUGCAAUUAGAUCCGAUACUUUCUUAUAAAUUUUAAAUCAGGUAAAUACCUGAGAGUUUCCAAACAUGUCUGGCUUUUUUUUACACCUACGUGGUAAAAACUAUGGAUUAUUGAUAAUUUAUUAAUAAAAUAAUUGCAACUAGAA